AUGACUGAUGAUGCAGACGAGUUUCCAUUUGUUGUUCAUAUUCCAGAUGCUAUGUUGAGGCGUGUUGAUCCUACGAAUGUUGUUUUGGUAGCAUAUUUAAAAAACAUUGAUCCUACUGUUCAAACGGGGAUAUUGUUGCCAAGGGAAGAUAAGAAGUCUAAAUGUUCGAAUAAGAAUGAACCGGGUUCUUCUGAAAAGCUUGUUUCUGAAACCACGUCAAAGAAGUCUCUAAAGAAGAAGCCUACUGAAGUUAAAGUGGUAAAUGAAGUAUCUGUUGAUGUGACUAUUCCGCUUGAACCUACUAUUGAAGAUACUCAAGAAAAAGUGGUUAUUCCUUCGAAGACUAGUGUUUUUCGAAAAAUAAAAAUGAAGUCUAAGCAUACACACAAGUCUCCAACUCUUAAUGUGGUACGAAAGCCUCAUCUUACUCAUCAGUGUGUAGUUUUUUGUGAAAUACCGGCUCCUGUUUCUCCAUCAUCUAAGAAACAAAUGGCUGAAGAUAUGGCUAAACAGUUUUCUCAAAGGGAGAAGAAGAAUACACAAAAGCUUAUUAUAACAACCGAAUCCACAGAAGAUGAAGGUGAACGAAUUCUUGAAACACCUGAAGCAAAUCUUCACAAGGAAAGUUCAACUCCUGAGCAGACAAUGGUCAUACCACCCGAAGAUUCAUCUGCCAAGUCAUCUCAUGAGGAAGCACGAACUUCAGACAUCAAUGAAAAUUUAUCUCAUACAGAUGUAAAUGUCAACAUGGGUGAAGGAGAUGUGAAGACAGAAGCUCAAGGUAAUCCUGAUACGAUUGUUUCAUUACCUCCACAAAUCAGACCGAUUACUUCAACCACAGACUCACCCACAUUCAAAAAUAUUAUCAAUCAAACCUUUACUUCCAUUUUUUAUUCUCAAUCCACUGAUCCACCAAAAACCAAUUCCCCUUCUAAAGACUCAAUUUUUAUGGAAAUGGAUACUGACAAUGAGGGUUUUGGAGGAACCUUUGAGGAAUUGGAGUUUGACGAUGCAGAACAAGAUUUUCCAGAUCAUAUGCUGAUGACGAUGAAACAGUUUAAGAUAUUGAAUACAAAGUUGAAUUCCAUACUUUAA
Lactuca saligna is the source of this 1095-nucleotide messenger RNA. The record is from the annotation of a GenBank genome assembly. Lineage: Eukaryota; Viridiplantae; Streptophyta; Magnoliopsida; Asterales; Asteraceae.